UGGAAGCAGUUUCAAAAGGGCGCCAAUAUCUCAUUCCCUUUCCUUUUACGUAACUUUCGCAUCUCUCUCAACUGCUCAAUCCAAUCUUGCUCAGAAACUGAUCACACACAUGUUGAUGCAACUUUCAACCCCUUUUGCAAAUUUUCAAUCUUUUUGGCAGUGACAUGAUUAAUCGUCUCCUGGGUCAUUCUCGGAUUCUGAUUCUAUAGUACAUGUCAUGCGCAGCCAUUGCUGCCAUAUGAGUUUGAGGUUCUUAUUCUUUAUUUUCCUUAACAUUGUCCAAAUUCUGGGGGGAAAUUUUCAUCUCGAGGUUUUUGGAGACUUUGAUGAGAGGCCUAAGUAGAAAGCAUGAUGCUUGAGCUUUGUCCUCUUCUGUGGUUUCCUUACAAUUUCUCUCAGAUGGAAUGGCAGAUCUUUCUAUCUUUGGAAGUUCUGAGCGUCUCGAGCAAGCGUUCAUUACAUUAAAAAAGGGCACGCAGUUAGUAAAGUAUAGUCGAAAAGGGAAGCCGAAAUUUUGUUCGUUCAGACUCUCAUCGGAUGAAACAAAGCUGAUUUGGAUUUCUCAUGGAAAGGAAAAGAAUCUAAAAUUAGCUGCUGUUUCACACAUCAUCCCAGGACAGAGAACAGCUGUCUUUAGAAGAUACUUGCGUCCUGAAAAGGAUUAUCUGUCAUUUUCACUGAUUUACAAGAAGGGGGAAAGAUCACUUGAUCUGAUCUGCAAGGACCAAGCAGAGGUAGAGAUAUGGUUUUCAUGUCUUAAAGCAUUAAUUUCCUCUGGAGAGCGUAUUAAGCGUGGAAUAAGUGAUUUAAGCAAUGAUUGUGUUGACUUAGUUGCUGGAACACUAGAGUUCGCAUCAAGCAUUAGCCGUAGCAGGUUUUCUUUUGAAUCGGCAUCUCAUGAAUCUACAUCGUCUUGGUCCAGGUCGGAUACAAAUAUGGCACAGAGGACAAGUAUCGGAGAUGGUUCUCGUGUUAGUAUAUCAAGUAUUAGCCACUCAAGUAGUGUAGGAUCAGGACUAGAUGACAUAGAAUCUCUUGGUGAUGUUUUCAUAUGGGGAGAGGUUUGGGGAGAUGGCAAUUCAUCUGAUGGAUUGGGGAGCCAAGCUUCUGGUAAGAUUGAUGUGUUGACUCCUAAGGCAUUAGAAUCUGAUGUUGUUCUUGAUGUCAAUCAGAUUGGGCCCGGUGUACGUCACAUUGCGUUAGUUACAAGGCAAGGUGAGCUUUUUACAUGGGGAGAGGACUCUGGUGGAAGACUUGGCCAUGGCUUUGAAAAAGAUUUUGGCCGACCUCAUCUUGUAGAGUCCCUAGCAAUUACCAACAUGUCUUCUGUUGCAUGUGGUGAAUAUCAUUCAUGUGCCGUGUCUGUAUCUGGUGACUUGUUCACCUGGGGUGAUGCUACAAAUAGUGCAGGACUUCUUGGUCAUGGCAGUGAUGUUAGCUACUGCAUACCAAAGAGGGUGAGUGGCGCUUUAGAGGGACACCAGGUUGUAUCCGUAGCAUGCGGCGCAUGGCAUUCAGCAUUAGCAACCACCCUUGGGAAAUUGUUUACCUUUGGUGAUGGAAGAUUUGGUGUAUUAGGCCAUGGAGAUAGAGAAUGUGUAUCAUAUCCAAAGCAGGUACAAUUAUUGAGUGGACAAAAGGCUAUUAAAGUUGCAUGUGGAAUGUGGCAUUCAGCUGCUAUUAUAGAGAUUAUGGAUCCGUCUGGUUCAAACCCUUCAUCCAAGAAGAUCUUCACAUGGGGUGAUGGUGAUCAGUAUCGUUUGGGUCAUGUUAACAAGGAAAAUUACCUUCAACCAACUUGUGUAGCUGCCCUUGCUGAUUAUAGCUUUAACCAGAUUGCAUGUGGGUACACUAUGACUGUUGCACUCACUGUAUCUGGUCAUGUUUUUACAAUGGGAGGCACAGCAUAUGGUCAACUAGGAAAUCCAAAUUCUGAUGGAAAAGUCCCAAUUCUAGUCCGAGAUAAGUUGGUAGGUGAGUUCGUGGAGGAAAUAGCAUGCGGAGCAAAUCAUGUCGCUGUAUUGACUUCAAGAAGUGAACUAUAUACUUGGGGUAGAGGUGCCAAUGGAAGACUAGGACACGGAGACACAGAUGACCAGAAAACUCCAACCUUGGUAGAAGCCUUGAAAGACAGGCAUGUUAGGAAUAUCGCAUGUGGCUCUACCUUUACAUGUUGUAUAUGCUUACAUAAAUGGCUUUCUGGAGUUGACCAAUCUGUUUGCUCUGAUUGUCGACAACCGUUUGGUUUUACCCGAAAAAGGCAUAAUUGCUAUAAUUGUGGAUUGGUGUUUUGCCAUCCUUGUAGUUCAAAAAAGGCUUCUAGAGCAGCAUUGGCUCCGACACCUAGCAAACCACAUCGUGUGUGUGAUGCUUGUUAUGCUAAGCUAAAAGGUGCUGAUAGUGCUUCAAACUUAAAUAAAGAAAUUAGUCGUCCUUCCUCGUAUGGAAGGGAAAAAUUUGAGCGGGCAGAGGUGAAGUCUUCCAGAAUUCUCUUGCCUCCCAUCACAGAACCCAUAAAAUACCUUGAGAUUAGGACUAUUAAGCAUGGAAAUAUAGAUGAGACUUCUUCCAUGGUCCGAGCAGCUCAAGUUCCUAUAUCUUUGCAAUUGAAAGAUGUCGCAUUUCCAAUUUCGCUGAGUUCUGCACAGAAUUUUUUCAAGCCUCUUAUUCAGUCAAGUCAUACUCAGUCUCCACCUCCACCAAUUAGACCUAUGUCACCAUAUGCUAAAAGAAGACCACCAAGCCCACCUCGUUCUACCUCCCCUGGAUUUUCAAGAAGCCUUAUUGAUAAUUUAAAAAAGAAAAGUGAUCAUAUGACUCAAGAAGUCUCAAAAUUGCAAAACAAAAAUAAAAGUUUGAAGCAGAAGAGUGAAACACAAGAAAUGAAGAUUCAGGAGCUUCAGAAAGUUAUUGAAGAGGAAUCUUCUAAGUUUAGGGAAGCAAAGGAUUUUAUUAAGUCCAUGACAGAUAAGUUGAGGGAAGUGAUUGAGACUUUGCAAUCUGAGAUUCCUGACAAUGAGACUUUGAGAACCAUGCAUGCUCAAGCUGAAGAGUUUCUUAAUGAAGAAAAACGUUUGGAACCUUCUUCCUCCCAACUGAGCCUCAACUCUAAUCCACAAAGUGCACCUGAUGUACCUGCCUCGGAUAGUAACUCUCCAAAGCUGAAAGAGCGAAGCGAUGAUACUUCCGGGGUUGUUCCAUCCCCAGACGGAGAAAAUACUUUUGAAGAAACCGGCAACUCAUCUGCAUCUAGUAGAGCAGUGAGUCCACCAAACUCAAGAAAUAUUUCAAGAUUAAGGGACUCCAAUGUACAUUUGACAGAAGGAGAAAGAUCAAUCAUUGAACAAUUUGAGUCAGGUGUUUAUGUCACCCUCGUUGUACUACCUAAUGGUUACAAAGUUUUCAAACGAAUUAGAUUCAGUAAACGAAGAUUCAAUGAGCAGCAAGCAGAAGAAUGGUGGAACCAAAACAAAGAUAAGGUGUAUAGUAAAUACAUUCCACCACCACCCACAAAAAAUGCAAUUACUGAACCAUCUGUUACCUCUACAAAUGCUGAAGAGAAUAGUGAGGCGUUACCUUCUUCCUAAACAUAUUUCUCUGGUUUACCUGGACAUACAAUAUUCUGAUGAAAUGAUUCAGAGAAUAGAGGUAGCAUCAGUCUCUCAAGUGUAAAAAAACUAUAUUAGGCUAAUUACUGUAAAAAACAUGUCAGUAUCUACAGCAGUCUUGAUAUGACCUUGAAUAGAGGAUAGAAUAUGUAGUAUGAUUUAGAGGUAGCAAAAUUUACUUUUGAUUAACAUUAUUUGGAUCUCACUUACCCUGUAACUCUUCCUCUAUAAAUCCCUUUUAUUAGCUUUUGUAUUUUUGGCCUUCAAACACAGAUAUUGUUAUUGGUAUUGUACAUUGGUACGUGUGUAAUUUAGCUCCUCUACCAAAUCUAGAGAUUCAAUUAA
This is a messenger RNA of Vigna umbellata (rice bean), 3953 nucleotides long. RefSeq names its product PH, RCC1 and FYVE domains-containing protein 1-like. The record is from RefSeq and is a predicted model, not a curated record. Gene Ontology annotation, molecular function: metal ion binding. NCBI's taxonomy places the organism in Eukaryota, Viridiplantae, Streptophyta, Magnoliopsida, Fabales, Fabaceae.